Tricharina praecox is the source of this 594-nucleotide messenger RNA. RefSeq lists its product as uncharacterized. The record is from RefSeq and is a predicted model, not a curated record. Lineage: Eukaryota; Fungi; Ascomycota; Pezizomycetes; Pezizales; Pyronemataceae. Bases 1 to 594 code for a protein of 197 amino acids. The transcript has a single exon.
AUGCGCUGGUCGGAUGGUCCAACUGAUGCGUCCAUCUUUUGGUUGAAUGGCGAAGCUGGAAUUGGAAAGUCCACCAUAGCCCGGACGGUUGCACGCAUGUGGGCCGAUGAGAAACGGCUUGGAGCGAGUUUCUGCUUUGUAAGGGGUUGGGGAGACAUGGCUCAUGCUUCGAAAUUCUUCACUACCCUCGCCUAUCAGUUGGCGUGUGUGCACCCUAACAUUGCCACCGGUGUGUAUAAAACACUAUGCGACUACCCUGAUGUCCCCCGGCAAAGCCUCAGGGAGCAAUGGAAAUAUCUCAUCCUUGAACCACUUUCUCGACUGGAUGGUGUAUCCCACCCACAGUCAUUGAUACUGGUUAUUGAUGCGCUGGAUGAGUGCGAUGACGAAAACGAUAUCGCGCUCAUCCUUCUCCUUCUUUCUCAAGCGGGAACUCUCAAGUCCGUGCGGUUGCAAGUAUUUAUAACUAGCAGACCGGAAGCUCAGAUUCGCUAUGGCUUCGACAAUAUACCGAAAGCUUGCUUUACAGUUUUUGAACUUGAUACAAUCACAAGCCUAUCCCGUCUCGUUGAGAAAGCAGAUGGACUGGCCUGA